AUGGCCAUCGUCCACGUCGUCCAGUUCCAAUUUAAACCUACCACCAGCCCAGACGUCAUCAAAGACACAUGUACCCGCAUGCUCAAUCUCAGGGAGAAUUGCAUUCACCCCACGACGCAGAAACCGUACAUCAAGGCUUCCGCUGGGGGUAAGGACAACUCGAUCGAGGGAUUGCAGAACGGAAUCACGCAUGUCUUUGUGGUUGAGUUCGAGAACGAGGCCGAUCGGGAGUACUAUGUGCGGACGGACCCGGCGCAUCAGGCGUUUGUGAAGAGUCUGGAUGGGGUGAUUGAGAAGGCGCAGGUGGUUGAUUUCAUGCCUGGUGUAUUCUGA
Molecule: messenger RNA, 333 nt
Organism: Aspergillus fischeri NRRL 181
Lineage: Eukaryota; Fungi; Ascomycota; Eurotiomycetes; Eurotiales; Aspergillaceae
Product: Dabb family protein
Exons: 3
Coding region: 1-333 (110 amino acids)
Source: RefSeq, a predicted model, not a curated record